UUGGGUAUUAUGUUAUUUAUUAUGUAACAAUUUGUAACCACAAAAAAAAAUUUUGUAAUCACACCGGUACCCCCGAAAAACUCGAUGUACAAUAUGUAUGAUUAGUAUUUUAUAUACUAUACGAUAUCGGACAUGGCUUCAUAAUUGGAGAGCAAGCUAUAUUUGAUGGUCAAAUGAAAAUGGUCAUAAUUAAUUAGGAGGUACUCAUAUAAGAUUACCUCGGCAAUAUUAAAUUAAUGGAUGCAAUGGAUACAAUUUCAUCAACAGCCAAUAAGCUGUUAAAAGAAUUUUCUUUAGACAAUAGAUAUGAAGUAAUAUCAUUGACUGCUUAUGAGGGGAAAAUAAACAUUCAAGAAAAUAUUAACAACUUCUUAGAUAAGGAAUUUAUUGAGUGUAAAAGCUGCAAAAGUGAGAGAGUUAUAACUGCCAGCAUAAAAAACCAUUUGUUGAUAGAACUACUAUCAUUACCUACAGAUCUAGAAGCAUCAAUAAGCAUAUCCAAUCUGAGUGAUAUAGGAGCAAUCCAAAACAAUUAUGCAGGAGAAGUCCAUUUGUAUUUAGAUGAUAUUCCAAAAACAAUAAAAAUUAAUGAUAUUUAUUUUUUGAGAGGAGCUAUAGGGUUUUGUGGACAAGACCGGUGA
Messenger RNA from Metopolophium dirhodum (rose-grain aphid), 641 nucleotides. RefSeq lists its product as uncharacterized. Lineage: Eukaryota; Metazoa; Arthropoda; Insecta; Hemiptera; Aphididae. The record is from RefSeq and is a predicted model, not a curated record. Bases 237 to 641 code for a protein of 134 amino acids. The transcript has 3 exons.